Molecule: messenger RNA, 9674 nt
Organism: Osmia bicornis bicornis
Lineage: Eukaryota; Metazoa; Arthropoda; Insecta; Hymenoptera; Megachilidae
Gene: Ca-beta
Product: voltage-dependent L-type calcium channel subunit beta-2
Exons: 11
Coding region: 1653-3152 (499 amino acids)
Biological process (GO): regulation of voltage-gated calcium channel activity; chemical synaptic transmission; neuromuscular junction development
Cellular component (GO): voltage-gated calcium channel complex
Molecular function (GO): high voltage-gated calcium channel activity; protein binding
Source: RefSeq, a predicted model, not a curated record
CACCAGUAGCACACGUACAAGCAUACCGGCCUCGUCUCGUACCAGUUUCAUCGGCGAUCAGCGUCUGUCCGUCUCGAAGUUGAAGAGACAACGGACUAUAAAGGGGACGUCAAACCUCCAGACCGUUCGCGAAUCGAUCGGAAUCAUCGAUCGUCGAUCGAAACCGUGAAUCCUUCUCGAUCUUCCGGCACGCGUGUUCGAUUCGUUCCACCCGGUGUACACGUGUACCGUGUUCGUCUUCGGGAACCAAGUGCUUCGUGGACUCGAUUUGCGUGAAUUGGUGGCUCAUUCCAGAGGGAAAAAGAUCAUUCGCCUACAUAGUGUGUGUGUAUACGUGUAGAGGUAGAUGAAUGAACCGGACGGGAUGAAUUGAAUGAGUGGUAGGUUUCUUCGUGGAAUCGGUGAAUCUUCUUUUUUCUUAUUGCAGACGAUUCGAAUUUUUGUACAGAGACAUAGUGAAUAAAAAAGGUAUUGGUUUAAUUAAGCAUCAUGAAUGAAGGAAAUUUUUAUUGGCCUUAAAAAGCAUUCGAUGUGAUUGUAACAAUACUUUUUUGAUUCAUCAUAGGUAUCUGUAAGUUUACCUUUUUUGGUUACAAAGUCGUGGUUCAGAAGUCAAGGUUAAGGCUGAUAGUUUAUGCGUUCGGUAUUGUAUGCACCUUGAAGAAGCACGUCAUCAGGUAUCGUGUUUAACGUUCGGCAUGGAUCCAAAGAUCGGACGUCGCACGACGGACAUUAAUAAUCGUUAAUUUUCACGGGACAAUUACGCUGUUUCCUCUCUUCUAGUCGUUCAUUAUCAAUCUCGUAAUUUUUUUGCAUCGAUGCGAUCGACACCGGAAACAGAGUCGCCGAGUGGGUGAAGUGAGAACAAACUGACAGCCGGCCCGUGAUAAAUGCGGUUUCGAACCAGGACUCGACGUGCCUCGUGCCGGAAGUCGAUGGACUCGCGAAGCUGACGAAAGCUGAUCCACGUAGGCGAUCGUGUAAACGGUUUCAUUCAUCCGAUCCUUCACACUGCUGGUGAUUUUCACGAGAUAGAACACGGUUCACACGAGCAAUCGCCAUUUCUGCGAGCUCUUUUGUACUCGUGUACCCUGAGGAAUGGCGCAUCUUCGACGACCGGUCAGGAGGGAGCAUUACAAGCCCUUUGGCAGAAGGAAGUGUCCUCGAGAGCGGGCCGAGAGAGGACAUCGAUCAAAAUCUCGAACGUCUCGCGGAGAGUAUCUCGAUGCUCGCGAAAAUCGAAGCACCAGGUGGUCGAGGCGCGAUGAUCCUCGAUAGCCGGGUGUAGAUCGGGCACUGGUGUUUGGAUGGCUUGCAAAAGGAAGCGAAAAAAGUCGUGGACGAGCGUGUGAGGGGAAGUGUUCGCUGCCCCAUGGCCAGCAUGGCGUAGCGACGCUACGUAGUCACCCCUUUUUUUCGAAACCCUUCGAACGAAGCUUGAAGAGUUCGAACGAUGAAGCUGGCUGGCAAAGAGGAAGAAACCGAGACGCAAUGCGGUAGCUCGUGCUCGGCGAGAGCUUAGCGGAUCAACAUCGAGCCUCGGAGCCGGCUAGGGUAUCGAAACUGGGCCAUACAAAGUUCGAGGGCCCGCCGGAAGUGGAUCAAAGCCGCUCGAACAACAGCCCUGGCGACGACGGCGCUGCUUUCCGGCGAUGAUCGGAUACAAUCAACACAAUUCGGGCUACAACAAGCUAUUUACCCAGGGCUCGGCGGACUCAAACUACUCACAGCCGAGCUCGGAUCUCUCGCUGGACGAGGAGAAAGAGAGCUUGCGUCGUGAGAAAGAGAGGCAGGCCCUCAAUCAACUUGAAAAAGCCAGGACGAAACCGGUAGCGUUUGCAGUGCGGACCAAUGUGAGCUAUGACGGAUCCGUCGACGACGAUUCGCCGGUUCAUGGCUCGGCUGUCAGCUUCGACGUUCGUGAUUUUCUGCACAUCAAGGAGAAGUACGAUAACAAUUGGUGGAUAGGUAGGCUGGUGAAAGAGAACUCGGACGUCGGUUUCAUCCCUUCACCGGUGAAGUUGGAAGCCCUUAGGCAGCAGGCGAGCGCUGCACGUGGCACGAAGGGUCUCUAUUCGGCUCGUGGAGGGUCUUCAGGGAACCUUGGCGAGAGUGGUAUGCCCUCACGUGGUUCCACACCACCUACACCAGGUGACGAUAGCGACAGUGUGGGAAACGUACGUGGCGGUAAGGCAACGCUGACCACACCACCUGCCAAGGAGAAACGGAAGAACUUCUUCAAGAAGCCGGAAACGACUACACCGUAUGACGUGGUACCUUCCAUGAGGCCUGUGGUCCUGGUGGGUCCUUCGUUGAAGGGUUAUCAGGUGACGGAUAUGAUGCAGAAGGCUUUGUUUGAUUUUCUGAAGCAUCGGUUUGCUGGCAGAAUAAUUAUCACUAGGGUAAUGGCAGACAUUUCGCUAGCGAAGAGAUCAUUGCUAAAUAAUCCAACUAAAAGAGCGAUCAUGGAACGAUCGACCAGUAGGAGCAGCUGUCUGGCGGAGGUUCAAGCUGAGAUUGAAAGGAUUUUCGAGCUGGCUAGAACCUUACAGCUGGUGGUUCUCGAUUGUGACACCAUUAAUCAUCCGUCGCAGUUGGCGAAGACCAGUCUAGCACCAACGAUCGUUUACCUGAAGAUCUCGUCGCCGAAAGUGCUGCAGAGGUUGAUCAAAACGCGUGGCAAGUCUCAGAUCAGACACCUGAACGUACAAAUGGUAGCAGCGGAGAAGUUGGCCCAGUGUCCGCCGGAGAUGUUCGACGUGAUCCUGGACGAGAAUCAAUUGGAGGAAGCUUGCGAACACGUGGCCGAGUACCUGGAAGCAUACUGGAGGGCCACGCAUCCUCCUGUGAUCGCGUCCGUGCCACGGCCCAUUCCUGCACCCGACGUACCGGUGGAUGCGUUGACACCUCGCGUCACAUCAGGUAGCCGUCACGAGAGUUACCACGAGCCAAGAGGAUCGGGCUCGUACAGCGGCGGACACGUGAGCGAGGGAACGAGAAGAUCGAGGUUGGAGAGGAUGGAUCGUGAUCGUGGUGAUCGUGGUGAACACGAUUAUGGGACCGAGGAGGAAUCGUACGUUGGUGGCGUCGAUUACGGCAGUGCAUCGAGGCGUCGCCAGCAGCAAGACCCGCGCGCAUUAAAUGCCAUUUAGGAGCUGGGGCCCCGGGGCCUGUCGCUACUGCGCUGUCCCCACCUGCGCACCACUGCUCUUUAGUGGGGUCGCCACCUGGUACGCUACUGAAAAACGUACGAAGUGCUUAUAAAAAUGCUACCUUAGCGAAAAUUUGUCGCUCUGGUCUGUCAGUGGGGUUUCUUUCCUGUCCGCUAUCCGUAUGAACGUUUAUUUUCCGAUUACGCUAGCCGAGUAAAAUGAUACACGCUUCGAGAAAUAUGCUGCCACCAGCCUCCACGGAAUUCUGUUUCCUUUUUAUUCCUUUCGCCGCCCAAAAUAUAUUGGCUGAUACCCAGUCUUCGGUAAAUUAAAUCGAUUGAUUUCGUACGAUCUAUGGUGGAACGUACAUGCACGACAAGAAUAACGUAGAAUCUUCUUACAACGUUGUCCCCUUCUGUUCGUUUACAGAGUUUCAAUUAUCGAAUUCGCUGUAUUAGAAUGAAAGAAUGCGAGAAAAUGAGAGAAAGAGGAGAGUGAUCGAUUAGCCAGCGAAAACUUUCACGAGCAUUAUUUCCAACAGGAAUUCCGCAAACGAUGGGCGGGGUUGAAACAAAUUAUCGAAAUGUCCUAAUCGAUGCGGUACGCACAGGAUAAAUCCCCCAUUCGCGGAACCAGCUCAACGAGAUGAGUAUAAUUACGUGAACAAAUCAAAGAAACAUACGUUCAUGAGAAUGAUAGUGUAUCGAGAGAGAAAGGGUGAGAGGGUAAGAAAGAAAGAAAUGAAAGAGGGAUAAAAAGAGCCCUGGGGCCUUAAUUUUUGCGCUCACUCCUCCCGGGCCCCUAUACCCACCCCCACGAGAAGCAAAUCGAGCUUCGUGAUUGCGAAUAAUUAUCUAUGAGAGCUUCGUGAAUCGGCAUCGGGUAUUCAAAGGCACGAGAUCUUCGCUCGAAAGUUAGAUAGACGAUCGUUCUGGUAAACGAAGAAAUACGAGGGAAGAAAAACUAUACGGGAAAAUUUCGAUACGAAUUUUUGCGUAGUAUUCUUUCAAUUCGGCCACGAGAACAAUGAUAGUCGCUUCGACAUAGAGGAAAAUCAUUAAAGAAAAUAAGAAACGAAGAAAGUCACUCUAGUCGAAUAUGUUUAGUAUCGAUCGCAUGGUAAAUUCUAUAUUAGGAAUUUUCGUAUAUAAACGAAUUUUCAACGAUUACGAAAUCGGUGCAAGACGAAUUAUACGCGCGUGGCGAUGGGUUGGGAUCAGAUCAUCCUGAUAAAUAUAAUCGAACAGUUGAAAGUUUUCGACUAUCGAAGCGCGUUGACGAUCGCCGCGCUAGGCUGACGUGUUUAUACGUUUUAUUAGAGUCUAUUACGUGGAACAGGAUAUACACAGGUACAUACGAACACGAAAAGGACAUGCACACAUACACAUAUGUACAUUAUUGGUCAAAAAAGUAUGGGACCAUUUGCAGUGAAUAUCUUUAACCAUUUCGCUAUUAAAAUGAUUAAAAACACUUGUAGUAACAGAUAUAUCUAUCUUUUUUGCUCGAUACUCAAAUCUUCUGAAAUUUGUAAUUUUUCAAUUAAAAUGGUUCCAUACCUUCGGCCAUCGGUGUAUAUACACAGGACAACACGGUAACACUUUGAACACUACUUUGUGUAUAUAGUAUACAUACAUAAAUAAUAAUAUAUAAAUAUGAAUAUAUUGUAUACGCGGUGAACACUUCCAUCUCUGUCGCUCGACAAAAAUGAAUCUCGAUCGAGGCAAAGCGAGAGAAAAGUAGAGUGAGAGAGAGACAGAGUGAAAGGGUGGGAGAGAAAGAGAAAGAAUGAAGAUGAUACUAUACCAUAGAUAACGAAUCCAAUAGUUAUACUGUGUACAUAUUGUAAGAAGCCUUUAAAAGAACGAGUCCUUUUCGUUUCGAUUGCCGUGAACUCAGUGUUGUCAGGCUGCAUCGUGGAUCACUUUGUACACUAAAGCAGAUUUUCAUUGUUAUCGACACAUUUUUCAGUCCUCGUUGUUAUCAAUCUCUACGCUUUUGAUGCACUACGAUUCUCCUGCAACCACAAGAUAUUUACCGAAUAAUUGAUACAGACAUACAUACGCGUACACUUACACAGAUUGCAUGGAUCCAAUCGUGACAACCGAUAACACCGAUGGAGUUCUGAUAGCUCACGUGUUUGUUGGUCUUUAACCUUUUCGAUGCUAAAUAUUUCUGAUAUAAAAUUUCUUUGCACAGGUUUCAAUUUUGUUAUCAUUUAAAAAUUGACAAAUUUUCAUCAACUCAGCCACUGGACAAUGCAACAGACUUGUUAAAAUUCAUAGCACCGAAAGGGUUAAUGGCACGUCAUUUCUUGAACAAAACGAACAAAUCUCGGGCACGUUAUUCUUGAAAAGAGUCUAAUGAAUUUUGAACAAUUCAAACAGCGACGUGCGUCGUUUAGAUUAGAGAGAUAGGAACGAGGCGUUCCAUUCCGAAGGAUUAUGUUCGAAUAGUGUGCUUUCGCGACACGAAUUUUACGCGUGUUAUUGCUGUGUGAAUUUUAAUCAAGCUCUUUUAUCGUUUCAAAGCUAUUUUAUGCACCAUUAUCGACCGAUCGCUGGCACCGUUUGUUCUAAAAAGGAUCGACGACUCGAAUCGAUCAUUUUUUAUUUCACAAAACUCGAUCGUGGAUCGCCUCCUUCUUUGGACGUUAUUCCGUUUGUUGUUCUUUCGAAUUGUCGCGAAGGAGGCGUGUUUUCGUCAGCGAUCUGGUCUCGUUCGAUUGAGAAUAAUUGAAAGUGUUUCGAUAUUUCUCGUUAAGACUCGUUGUUUAUUCGCCAGCAAGUGAUUGGCGCGGGAAGAUUAUAUUAGGCAGGUGUUCGCGCGCGUAACAGAUGGGAUGUUUUUUAUUUUCAUCGCGCGUUAAACACCGUUCAUUAAAAUUAACCGGCGCCUCAAGGGAUCAUCCGAUGGAUGUUUACGAAGGAAACAUUCCUCGGCUAAGAAUCUUAACGGCGCCUUAACGAUUAGAUAGAUGUUCGUGCGAAGAUCAGCCUUCGAUAAGUUUCUAAAUCUUCGCUUGCUACGCUGUUAAACGAAUUUCAACGGCGCCGCGUGCCGCUCUUGAUUUCGCUUAUCGACGUUGAAAGUUUUACUCUUUUAGGCAAAGAGAAUUUUUUUGUAAAGAUACAAUUGUAAGAAUGCGAAGCAUCGUAUGCAAGGAACGAUUGCGUCGUUCGGUAUUCGCCGAGUAAAAAGAAUUACGUUCGAGCGUAAAAUUGCUCGAUUAUUGUAAAAUCAUUUCGCAGCCGACGUUUGUAAAUACUAGGUGAAAUAUAUAUUUGCAAGGCACGAUCAUUGGUGACGUAUCGACUGGAUGAUACUCACGCUUCCACUUGUGUACAGGCGCGUUUGCCUUUUCGCAUUCGACGUUCGAUCGAACACGAAUGCUCCGUAGUAGCAACAAUUUCUUUCAUACUUUGAUUCUUCAUGCCUGAUAGAAGAUAUUCAUUCGUGGAACAGCACGGGAUUAUGCAAUUCCGCGAUUAUUUUAACAAUUUUCCGUUUCGUUCCUGGAGAGUAACUAUGCAUAACGUUGUGACGCGUAGAUCGAUUGAUUUCGAAAUCAUUAGUCAUGUAGGCGCAACCGACGUAAUUAAAGCGAUCGAUAGAGGAAACGUACGACUACGUCGAGCUGACGGGGUCGUUAGAAUUAUUGGAAAUUUUUUAUAAUAUUUUGUAAAGAGUCUCAAUAGGCAGCGAUAGAAACCCACAUCACGCAGACCUGGAACGAACAUGUUUAGGAUGUGUUACAGUGACACAAGUACAACAUAACACAACAUAAAAGAUCGUACGCGAACCGCGAUUAUUCCGUAGAGUACGAUUUACGUAGCUACUUUAAAACGGAACGAGCGAGCAUUCCGUCGCGUCGGCUUGUACGGAUUUCAGUUUAGAAGUUUAGCAGCUUCCGGUCCGUUCUUUCUUUCGGUGUAUCGUCGAGAAUAGCGUUCGAGAAUCUGUAAACGUCCACUAGCUCGCUAAAUUAACGUCAGACGAAAGAGAUAAGGAAUCGAGUAGUAGAUUAAUCGCGAACAAUUCGGAUUUACUUAUAAAUCUCUUCGUAGUUGUCUCUUCGUAAACGAAUUUAUAGUUACCGCUCACGCGUGACGCUCGUUCGAUGCGUAGAAGAUGAACACACACCUAUCUAGAGAAGAAAAGAAAUCUCCACCUGUCCCCCUCAAAAAAGCAAAAACGAAAAAAAUUCAAAAAAAAAAGAAAAUCAACACAGAAAUAGUAAAAAUCGAACGGAUACGUGAUAACGGGAACGCUGAAAGUUCAAUCGGGAACACUAAUCGAAAAGACUAAAAAUGUUUAAGAAAAAAAAAAAUACUGUUUGGAAAAAGCGAGAGAGGGAAGACUGGAAGCGAGGGCGAACCUUUCAGGGUGCAAAUGAGCGUACAAUUCGUUGAAACUGGGCGCGAAUUGAUUCUUUAAUUACGUGGGAGUGAAGUUUAUCCGCGUUGGUUGCACGUGAACGUUGUUAAUUAAAAAAGAAGUCUGCUUUAUCGGCGUCGUGAAACGAUUUUCGACGUCAUCCACGAACGCAACCCUAAUAUGAUGGUUGGAAGGUCCAAUGAAAAAAAAAAAAAAAAAAAAAAAGAAAUAUGAGAACGAUGCAUCGACGAAGGGAGGAACGACUUUUCUUUGUUUUGUUAAUCGACGAAAGUGUGUUUCGUGUUCUGAACAACCCUUGGUCGAUGAUCAUUGUGUCUCGAUAUGCUUAGAGAUAUCGCGAAACGCCUGUCCCUGUAAACGAGCCUUAAGGCUUUCGCAACAAAUAUUGUUGGCCGUGGUUACGCUAUGAUUUCGAAAAUGUAUCCGUGUACAGAGAGAAGCGAACAGAGAGACGCGGUGAUGAAUUCGCGUGGACGCCAUUCUCGGUUUGACUCGAUGAUCGUGACUUUUGCCUCUUCAUUCUUUCAACGCUUUUUGAAACGGAAAAUGUUUGACGGGUUUCUGUCGGUUCCCUGCUGCUUUCUGUCCGUUAUCCGACCAUUCGAACGCUUCAGUAGAAAGUACACGAAAUAGAACAGGACAGACGAAGCAUGAGAAUAAUUAUCAAUGAUCACUCUAGAAAAUUAGAUUAGAACGAACGUAGAGGCAUUUAGAGAUGAUCGCAUGCAGUCUAAAGGAUAUUAUAAACACGAUCGACAAAUCGUCACUGCUAUUUUGUCACGCCGUCCCAAAUACGAUCGUCGAUUCGAAUCAAACCGGCGUCGCUCCGAGGACGAAGUCCUGUCGCCUGUGUACGUGAAUUUCCAAAAAAAAAAGUGUUCAAAUUUUACGUGCUUUCUUACGAGGAGGUAGUUCGCAGCUACCCCACGUGCGCGACACGAGUGUCUAUGUACAAUUUUCUUUUUCCUUCUUUUGGAAGAAACGCGGGCGCUCACCCACGUCCUCGGUCAUUUUUCUUUUGCGGCUGGUUCGUUGGAUCAAAGGUUUUUUCCUGUGUAUAUUGUCUAUUAUUCCCUCGUGCGAUUGGUCUUGGUUGCGGUGAGAGAGUGAGAGAUUUAAUGAUUCGUUUUAUUUCAUUGUUGUUUGCACCAAAAUCGUGUGCAAGAAGAAGAGAGAGAGAGGAAGAGUGGAACAGAACAAUUGUGUUGGUCGUUUUGGUAUUAAUCGAAUUCAGGAUUUGUCUAAUUAUAUCUGGUUUAAUGAACCGAAGAAGAAAGAUGUACGAGAGUGUGUGUGUGUGUCUGUGUGAGUGAAUGUUAUUGCAAGGGAAAGAGAGAAACGGAUGUGAGAGAGACGAGGAUUUUGCGGUUUAAUGUGCGAGAGAUGCGGUUAUUCGGAGACGGAAUUGAGGCGAUUAAUUAUCGAGAUGUUGUAAAUUGUUCUAUAGCAAAAAUGAAAAGUGCUACGGCCGUGGCAGCACGCCUUUUCAGAUAUCCUCGACGAUCGAUCACUUUUCGAUCUUUGAUUAAUUGAAAAUCAAUUGGAAGGAUCUUCGAAUGGUAGGAAAAUUCGAUUGCUUUCAUUCGAUUAAUUAAUUUCGUUGAUGAUUCUCGAGAGGCGUGAUGCUCUGAUCGUUUCGAUGUUGAUAUGUCAAUGCUGUGAUGUUAUCCUCUGAAACUUCAAACGAAAAAAAAAAGUAUAUUUCCCCUCCCCAUCCGCCCCUUUCGACACGCCCCGUCCCAACAAUUUUUCCAAAAUAAAAAAGUGUCCCGCAAGACGAAUCCUUUUCUCCUUUGGAAAAUGAAUAUUUCUAUUAUUGUAACACUCCGCAUAGCCCUUAAAAAAUAGCUAGAUUCUAAUCGUAUUUAAUGUAAAGUUUAUUAUUGUUACAUCUCAGUGAUUCUCUCCUCUAUCAGUGAUAUCACGGAGAGAGAGCGGACGUACAAGUCGAGGACGUUCGCGCGGUUAUUGGGGGAGAGAGAGAAAUUAUUUGUAGAGGUGGUUGAAAGUAAAUCGAUCGAUGAUCGAUCGAUCGUAACGCUCGUUUCUCUCCGAUACGUCACUGGUAACCAAAAUUCCUACAUUUGUCGCAUUUGUAAAUAAAAUUUUUAUCAUCACACGAUGCAA